Ostrea edulis (European flat oyster) is the source of this 405-nucleotide messenger RNA. RefSeq names its product ATP-dependent DNA helicase RecQ-like. Lineage: Eukaryota; Metazoa; Mollusca; Bivalvia; Ostreida; Ostreidae. Gene Ontology annotation, biological process: double-strand break repair via homologous recombination. Gene Ontology annotation, molecular function: nucleic acid binding; ATP binding; 3'-5' DNA helicase activity. The transcript has 2 exons. Gene Ontology annotation, cellular component: nucleus; chromosome; cytoplasm. The coding region runs from base 1 to 405 and encodes 134 amino acids. The record is from RefSeq and is a predicted model, not a curated record.
AUGGCGGCGCCUACAAUCGACAACAUUGUCGAAGAACUAUUACCGGAUUUUGGCGUGAACGCUCUGAAACCGGAACAGAAGGAAAUAAUUAGCAAUAUUACAAAGAAGAAAGAUUGCAUUGCUGUCUUGCCAACUGGGUUUGGAAAGUCGUUGCCAUUCCAGGUUUACGCUGCAGCUCAGAAACGAACUAGUCGUGAGGCUGGACAUGUACUCGUAUGUUCGCCAUUGAUAGGCCUGAUGAAGGACCAGACCAAAAAGCUGUCUCGUAUCAGUUACUUAAGCGUUGGCUACAAAGUGAAGUUAGGUACAGACUGUGCUUUAAUAUGCCUAAAUGACAAGUCCAUUGUGCCAACAGGUGAACCAGGAUCACCGACAUCAACAGGUGCUAGAGCCCAUAACAAGUGA